AAGUAAAUCAAAUUCAGUUUGUCCGUAAUGUUUAUAUUGUGAAAUCAGUAAAUUUUAUAUUUAUGAUAAAAACUGGAUCGUAAAAUGAUCUUAUAAAAUGUCUCUUUUUAAUAUACCACCUUACAUGCUCCAAGAAUUACCCGAUGUUACUGAAAUCGUAAACUAUCCCAUUAAAAAUAUUCAACGAAUAAAGUACACUAGCUUUGAUGUAUCAAAAUCAUUAAUCGCUUUUGGAGCUACCAGUGGAGGAAUUUAUGUAUUUAACAGAUGGCCUUGUGAAUUUAUACAACUUAUUCCAAGUAAGGAUGGACCGAUUACUAGAUUAGCUAUAUCAUCAGAUGAGAGGCACAUUGGUUUUGCAAAUGGAAAAGGCGUUGUCACUGUGACAGAAUGUGAACAAUCCCUAAGCGGUAAUUUUUCGACAACAUCAUCCAAGGAGCACCAAGGAAAUGAGGUUACAGCAAUGACGUGGAGUAGAAACAUGCUAUUUACUGGUGAUGAUAUCGGAAAGGUUUCAAUUCUACAGUUGCAGAAUUUUAUUGCAAAAAGAAUGUUCCAGAGUUCCACGCAGAUUAUUAUGAGCUUAGAUUCACGUAUUUGCCAACUUGAAGCAAAAGAAUGCAUGUUACUUGUGUCAACACUCUCGAGAUGUUACAUAUGCAAUACAAUACAAGAACAGUACAGGCAAAUUGGACAAAAGCUACGAGACGGUGAAUUCGGAGCAUGCUUCGCUAAUAUUGAAAAACCUCUAACAAAUGGUGUUACAGAAAAUGCAACAGAAGAAUUUACUGAAGUUAAAAAAUUCAACAUUGUUGAUGAAGAUGUCAGGUUUGUUGUCGGUGAAGAAUUCGCUAAUACAGUUAUUUAUUGUGCUCGACCAUCAUCUAGAUUAUGGGAGGCAACUGUUGAUGGCAUGGUCAGGAGAACUCAUCAAUUUAAACAAGUACUAGCUAAGCAACCUAUGACAUUUGUAUCGAAUGAAUCAUAUGAAAAUGAGAAUUUCAUUGUAAAAAAUGCUCAAGAUAUAGUUAACGAACAAUCCGUGAAUUUUACGAAAAUAUAUAGCUUCAAUGGUGCCAUAUUCGCAUAUAGCAAGAACUCAUUGUAUUUCUUAAAUAUUCAAGAUGUUGGUAACACUGUUUGGUUUGAUGCAUACAACAAUAUAAACGAAUGCAGGAUUUAUAAUGAAUUGUUAUAUAUUUGGUUAUCAAAUGGCUCUCUAAUUAGUCUUAGGUUUAUGAAGUUGGAUAAGUUUCUAGUUAAAUGCUAUGCUGAUAGUAAGUUUAGACUGUGUGCUGAUUUAUGUGCCUUGUUUAAAGAAUAUUUGUUAUCGAGUGAUUUAUCGCCCAAAUUGCAUAUAUUGAGCGGUUUAAGAGAUAAAAUAGAAAAUAAUGAUACAUUAAAAACAUUAGACAGUGUUAUAGGGAAAUUCGAUACGUUGAAAUCGAGCGAUGCGACUCAAAUGAAGUCUGGGAUAUAUGUCGUAGAUAACACGUAUCACACGCAAUCACUAUUACAUGAUAAUGUUCAAGCAAGAAAUACGGACGAUAACAAAUUUGGACCAUUGCCACCAGAGGCAUUACAAACUUUAAAAGGCAUAAGCGUUACCGUAUCAGAUAAAUUAAAUUCAAGUAAAAAGAUGCUAAGAGAGAAAUGGGAAGAUUUCGAAGACAAAAUGAAACAUUUGAGCAUCGACAAAAACGAUCCAACACCAGAAAAGGAAAUAAACGAAAACGAUAAUUUCCCGAAAUGGAUACCUCGCGACGAUUUUACAAUAGACGACGUACCAGUAGUUUUAGAAAACGAUAUAAUAUUCAGAGAAUCUAGUCAAAGCACUGUAGAAGUCGACAAUGAUCAUUUAGAACGAGACAAAAUGUGCAAAAUGUUGUAUCAAUAUUCUAGAUUAAGUCUCGUCAAUAGAGAAUCUGAAACGAAUUUAAACUCCAUAAUCGAUAACUAUGCCCAUGAUAUUAACGAAAUUUAUAAUCUAAUGUUAUUAUUAGAAAAAUAUUGUAUGUCAAUAGAAGCUGUCGAAGAAUCAAAAUUUGUACCGAAUAAUAUAUUUCUAUCUUACUUAGAAAAAUCGGUGAACAAAUACGAUUUACUGAACACGAUAAUAAAAGAUGAAGUGCUAUAUAAAUACUUUGUAGACUCCUGUAUCGCUGUUAAUAUAAAAACUCAGAAACGCUCGAAUAUAGGUUGUGAAUGCGGAUUUCCACUUCCGUAUAUAAGGACAAGUCAAAUGCCUGUAUUUUCGGAACUUAUAGACGAAUUCAUCGAACAACAGUGGUCUAGUCAAACUCAAGAACAAUGCUACGAAGUUUGCAAAAGGAUGCCAUAUUUGUGGAGGAAAAUAUUGUACUUAAGAAGAAACGAAGACUUGAUAAAUGUCCUAAGAAUACUUUUACAAAUGCUGGACGAGAGUCUCUUGCAUUCAUUCUUACCUCAGUUUACAUUUGAGACGUGGGAGAGGGCUAUACAGUUAUACGCAACGUUAUAUGCUAAUAUAUGUUUAAAUUGUAACAAAAAGUUUGAACACAUAUCCGUCAAAGAUAUGCUAAGUUGGGAUAAUCUCGGUUCGAUGAUUAUAAAAUCGGUUGGCGGUAAAAAUGCUAUCAAAUUGAUGCAAAGACAUGCGAACUUGAUAGAAAAGGGUGCUUUGACGAUGAAAUUUUACCAUUCUUGCUUGUUAGUGGUCCUGUAUGGGAAAUAUGAUGGAACUGUAACGAUUCCGAUGGUCGACACCGUUUAUAGUUCGUACGAUUUCAAGGACUCUCGAAAUGAGAUACACAAGAUACUCUUAAACGCUUCUGAUGGAACAAUAAAAAAUACUGCUUUGCCGCUGACCGUCGCUGCCACAUCGCCUAAUUGGGGUCUCAAGAAAAUAUACGAAAAGCUAUCACCGAGUGAGCUUGACAAUUCAGAAAAUUCAAUAUUAAAUGACAUUUUGAUGGCCUUGACUAUGGCAGAUGUCACAGACUGCACACUAUGUGGGUUGCCGUUAAGAAAUGAGGUUUUAAUCGAAGAUGGUGGUUUAUGGGUAUUUAAAUGCGGUCAUAUAUUCCAUGGUGCUUGUUUGAAUUUGAAUAAAAUCAAACUGUGCCCUUCUUGUACGCUCCAAUGAAUCAUCAUGUAUUAUUUAUUAUCUGUGACUGUUUUUUAUCUGUGUAAUUUAUAUUCUAGAUCUUGGGUUGCUAUUUAAGAUUACUUAAAUUAUCAUUAAUUAAUAUUACAUAUUUAUAUAUAAAAACGCGAAUUAUCUAAUCUAGUCUUAAUAUUGUCGUAUUUCACUAAAACAAUAUUAAAUGUAUUAAAAAUAUAUAAAAAUUUGAGAUACUGUUUGUAAAAACUUUUAACAAUUUAUAGUAAUAGGAUGUUUUUUUUAUUUAACUGCCAAAACGUAGCACUGAAAUUAAUGGCCUUGGCAUAUUAAUGUUAAGACACGUGUAAUAUAUUAUAUGUAGGAAUUCUUAAACAAGUAUAGUGAUAAAUGAAUAUGAUCCAAAUAAAAAAAAAGGAAGUCAGUAUGUACGCGU
Vanessa tameamea is the source of this 3536-nucleotide messenger RNA. It is a transcript of the gene pink, whose product is annotated as pink. The record is from RefSeq and is a predicted model, not a curated record. Gene Ontology annotation, cellular component: cytoplasm. Lineage: Eukaryota; Metazoa; Arthropoda; Insecta; Lepidoptera; Nymphalidae. The transcript is spliced from 5 exons. The coding region runs from base 98 to 3124 and encodes 1008 amino acids. Gene Ontology annotation, biological process: developmental pigmentation. Gene Ontology annotation, molecular function: protein binding.